AUGAAACCGGCCGGCGCGGGCGCAUGCGCCGCAGGCCCCCUUCCCUCUCGCUUCCCCCUCCCCUUUCCCAGCCGCGCUCUCAAUCUCGAGCUCGCUCGCUCUCCCUCUCCCCGGGCCGUGGAAAGGAUCCCACUUCCGGUGGGGUGUCAUGGCGGCGUCUCGGACUGUGAUGGCUGUGGGGAGACGGCGCUAGUGGGGAGAGCGACCAGGAGGCCCCCUCCCCUCCCCGGGCCCCCCUCCCCCGCCCCCCUUCCCCCAGCCUCCUCGCCAACGCCCCCUUCCCCUCUCCCCCUCCCGACCGGGCACAGGCCACCCAUCCCCACCCCCGUGGGAACGUUCGGAGCCUGCACUCCUCAGACCCUCUCCUCGCCUCUUCCUUCACCUCAGCCCCCGCUCCCUGCCCUCUUCCCGGCCCUGGGCGCCGGCCGCCCGGUCCCUCCGCCGCCCCCCGGCUGCGGGGAGGACAUGGCCGCGCACAGGCCGGUGGAAUGGGUCCAGGCCGUGGUCAGCCGCUUCGACGAGCAGCUUCCAAUAAAAACAGGACAGCAGAACACACAUACCAAAGUCAGCACUGAGCACAACAAGGAAUGUCUUAUCAAUAUUUCCAAAUACAAGUUUUCUUUGGUUAUAAGUGGCCUCACCACUAUCUUAAAGAAUGUUAACAAUAUGAGAAUAUUUGGAGAAGCUGCUGAAAAAAAUUUAUAUCUCUCUCAGUUGAUUAUAUUGGAUACACUGGAAAAAUGUCUUGCUGGACAACCAAAGGACACAAUGAGAUUAGACGAAACGAUGCUGGUCAAACAGUUGCUGCCAGAAAUCUGCCAUUUUCUUCAUACUUGUCGUGAAGGAAACCAACAUGCAGCUGAACUUCGGAAUUCUGCCUCUGGGGUGUUAUUUUCUCUUAGCUGCAACAACUUCAAUGCAGUCUUUAGUCGAAUUUCUACCAGGUUACAGGAAUUGACUGUUUGUUCAGAAGACAAUGUGGAUGUUCAUGAUAUAGAAUUGUUACAGUAUAUUAAUGUGGAUUGUGCAAAGUUAAAACGACUCCUGAAGGAAACAGCAUUUAAAUUUAAAGCCCUAAAGAAAGUUGCACAGUUAGCAGUUAUAAAUAGCCUGGAAAAAGCAUUUUGGAACUGGGUAGAAAAUUAUCCAGAUGAAUUUACAAAGCUGUACCAGAUUCCACAGACUGAUAUGGCUGAAUGUGCCGAAAAACUGUUUGACUUAGUGGAUGGUUUUGCUGAAAGCACCAAACGUAAAGCAGCAGUUUGGCCACUACAAAUCAUUCUGCUUAUCUUGUGUCCAGAAAUAAUCCAGGAUAUAUCCAAGGAUGUGGUUGAUGAAAACAACAUGAAUAAGAAGUUGUUUCUGGACAGUCUGCGAAAAGCACUUGCUGGCCAUGGAGGAAGCAGGCAGCUCACUGAAAGCGCUGCAAUCGCCUGUGUCAAACUGUGUAAAGCAAGUACUUACAUCAAUUGGGAAGAUAACUCUGUCAUCUUUCUACUGGUUCAGUCCAUGGUGGUUGAUCUUAAGAACCUGCUGUUUAAUCCGAGUAAGCCGUUCUCGAGGGGCAGUCAGCCGGCAGAUGUGGACCUAAUGAUCGACUGCCUUGUCUCUUGCUUCCGGAUAAGCCCUCACAAUAACCAGCACUUCAAGAUCUGCCUGGCUCAGAAUUCCCCUUCUACAUUUCACUAUGUGCUGGUAAAUUCACUGCAUCGAAUCAUCACCAAUUCUGCAUUGGAUUGGUGGCCUAAGAUUGAUGCUGUAUAUUGCCACUCAGUUGAACUUCGAAAUAUGUUUGGUGAAACACUUCAUAAAGCAGUCCAGGGUUGUGGAGCACACCCAGCAAUACGGAUGGCACCGAGUCUUACAUUUAAAGAAAAAGUAACAAGCCUUAAAUUUAAAGAAAAACCUACAGACCUGGAGACAAGAAGCUAUAAGUAUCUUCUCUUGUCCAUGGUGAAACUAAUUCAUGCAGAUCCGAAGCUCUUGCUUUGUAAUCCAAGAAAACAGGGGCCUGAAACCCAAGGCAGUACUGCAGAAUUAAUUACAGGGCUUGUCCAACUGGUCCCUCAGUCACACAUGCCAGAGAUUGCUCAGGAAGCAAUGGAGGCUCUGCUGGUUCUUCAUCAGUUAGAUAGCAUUGAUUUGUGGAAUCCUGAUGCUCCUGUAGAAACAUUUUGGGAAAUUAGGUUGUUUAUUGGCAAUGCUGAUAACAGUGAACUUUGUUUCUGCAGCUCACAAAUGCUUUUUUACAUUUGCAAGAAAUUAACUAGUCAUCAAAUGCUUAGUAGCACAGAAAUUCUCAAAUGGUUGCGGGAAAUUUUGAUCUGCAGGAAUAAAUUUCUUCUUAAAAAUAAGCAGGCAGAUAGAAGUUCCUGUCACUUUCUCAUUCUUUAUGGAGUAGGAUGUGAUGUUCCUUCAAGUGGGAAUACCAGUCAAAUGUCCAUGGAUCAUGAUGAAUUACUACGCACUUGUGCUCCUGGAACCUCUCUCAGGAAGGGGAAAGGAAAUUCAUCCAUGGAUAGUGCAGCAGGGUGCAGUGGAACCCCACCAAUAUGCCGACAAGCUCAGACCAAAUUAGAAGUGGCCCUGUACAUGUUCCUGUGGAGCCCCGACACUGAAGCAGUUCUGGUUGCCAUGUCCUGUUUUCGUCACCUCUGUGAGGAAGCAGAUAUCCGGUGUGGGGUGGAUGAAGUGUCAGUACACAACUUCUUGCCCAACUAUAACACAUUCAUGGAAUUUGCCUCUGUUAGCAAUAUGAUGUCAACAGGAAGAGCAGCACUUCAGAAAAGAGUGAUGGCACUACUGCGGCGAAUUGAGCAUCCCACUGCAGGAAACACUGAGGCUUGGGAAGAUACGCAUGCAAAGUGGGAACAAGCUACAAAACUAAUCCUCAACUACCCAAAAGCCAAAAUAGAAGAUGGCCAGGCUGCUGAAAGCCUUCACAAGACCAUUGUGAAGAGGCGAAUGUCUCAUGUGAGUGGAGGAGGAUCCAUAGAUUUGUCUGACACGGACUCGCUACAAGAAUGGAUCAACAUGACUGGCUUCCUUUGUGCCCUUGGGGGAGUGUGCCUGCAGCAGAGAAGCAAUUCUGGCUUAGCAACCUAUAGCCCACCCAUGGGCCCUGUCAGUGAACGCAAGGGUUCCAUGAUUUCAGUGAUGUCCUCAGAGGGAAAUGCAGAUACACCUGUCAGCAAAUUUAUGGAUCGGCUGCUGUCCUUAAUGGUCUGUAACCAUGAGAAAGUGGGACUUCAAAUACGGACCAAUGUUAAGGAUCUGGUGGGUCUAGAAUUGAGUCCUGCUCUUUAUCCAAUGCUUUUUAACAAACUGAAGAAUACCAUCAGCAAGUUUUUUGACUCCCAAGGACAGGUUUUAUUGACUGACACCAAUACUCAGUUUGUGGAGCAAACCAUAGCUAUAAUGAAGAACUUACUAGAUAAUCAUACUGAAGGCAGCUCUGAACAUCUGGGGCAAGCCAGCAUUGAAACAAUGAUGUUAAAUCUGGUCAGAUAUGUUCGUGUACUUGGAAAUAUGGUCCAUGCAAUUCAAAUAAAAACUAAACUGUGUCAGUUAGUCGAGGUAAUGAUGGCAAGGAGAGAUGACCUCUCAUUUUGUCAAGAGAUGAAAUUCAGGAAUAAGAUGGUAGAAUACUUGACAGAUUGGGUUAUGGGAACAUCAAACCAAGCAGCAGAUGAUGAUGUAAAAUGUCUUACAAGAGAUUUGGACCAGGCAAGCAUGGAAGCAGUAGUCUCACUCCUGGCUGGUCUGCCGCUGCAGCCUGAGGAAGGAGAUGGUGUGGAGUUGAUGGAAGCCAAAUCACAGUUGUUUCUUAAGUAUUUCACAUUGUUUAUGAACCUUUUGAACGACUGUAGUGAAGUCGAAGAUGAAAAUGCACAAACAGGUGGCAGGAAACGUGGCAUGUCUCGGAGGCUGGCAUCACUGAGGCACUGCACAGUCCUGGCAAUGUCAAACUUACUCAAUGCUAAUGUGGACAGCGGCCUCAUGCACUCCAUAGGCUUAGGUUAUCACAAAGAUCUCCAGACAAGAGCUACGUUUAUGGAAGUUCUGACAAAAAUCCUUCAACAAGGCACAGAGUUUGACACACUUGCAGAAACGGUAUUGGCAGAUCGUUUUGAGAGACUGGUGGAGUUGGUCACGAUGAUGGGUGAUCAAGGAGAGCUCCCUAUAGCCAUGGCUCUGGCCAAUGUGGUUCCCUGUUCUCAGUGGGAUGAACUUGCUCGCGUUCUAGUGACUCUGUUUGACUCUCGGCAUUUACUCUACCAACUGCUCUGGAACAUGUUUUCUAAGGAAGUAGAAUUGGCAGACUCUAUGCAGACUCUUUUCCGAGGCAACAGCUUGGCCAGUAAAAUAAUGACCUUCUGUUUCAAGGUAUAUGGUGCUACCUACCUACAGAAACUCCUGGAUCCUUUAUUACGGAUUGUGAUCACCUCCUCUGAUUGGCAGCAUGUUAGCUUUGAAGUGGAUCCUACCAGGUUAGAACAGUCAGAGAGCCUUGAGGAAAACCAGCGAAACCUCCUUCAAAUGACUGAAAAGUUCUUCCAUGCCAUCAUCAGUUCCUCCUCUGAAUUUCCCCCUCAGCUACGAAGUGUGUGCCACUGUUUGUACCAGGCAACUUGCCACUCCCUACUGAAUAAAGCUACAGUAAAAGAAAAAAAGGAAAACAAAAAAUCAGUGGUUAGCCAGCGUUUCCCUCAGAACAGCAUCGGUGCAGUAGGAAGUGCCAUGUUUCUCAGAUUUAUCAAUCCUGCCAUUGUCUCACCAUAUGAAGCAGGGAUUUUAGAUAAAAAGCCACCGGCUAGAAUCGAAAGGGGCUUGAAGUUAAUGUCAAAGAUACUUCAGAGUAUUGCCAAUCAUGUCCUUUUCACAAAAGAAGAGCAUAUGCGGCCUUUUAAUGAUUUUGUGAAAAGCAACUUUGAUGCAGCACGAAGGUUUUUCCUUGAUAUAGCAUCUGAUUGUCCUACAAGUGAUGCUGUGAAUCACAGUCUUUCCUUCAUCAGCGAUGGCAAUGUGCUUGCUUUACAUCGUCUGCUAUGGAAUAAUCAAGAGAAAAUUGGCCAGUAUCUUUCCAGCAACAGGGAUCACAAAGCUGUUGGAAGACGACCUUUUGAUAAGAUGGCAACACUUCUUGCAUACCUGGGUCCUCCAGAGCACAAACCUGUGGCAGAUACACACUGGUCCAGCCUUAACCUUACCAGUUCGAAAUUUGAGGAAUUUAUGACUAGGCAUCAAGUACAUGAAAAAGAAGAGUUCAAGGCUUUGAAAACAUUAAGUAUUUUCUACCAAGCUGGAACUUCCAAAGCUGGGAAUCCUAUAUUUUAUUAUGUCGCACGGAGGUUCAAAACUGGUCAAAUCAAUGGUGAUUUGCUGAUAUACCACGUCUUAUUGACUUUAAAGCCAUAUUAUGCAAAGCCAUAUGAAAUUGUAGUGGACCUUACCCAUACUGGGCCUAGCAAUCGCUUUAAAACAGACUUUCUCUCCAAGUGGUUUGUGGUUUUUCCUGGCUUUGCUUAUGAUAAUGUCUCUGCAGUAUAUAUCUAUAACUGUAACUCCUGGGUCAGGGAAUAUACCAAGUAUCAUGAGCGGCUGCUCACUGGCCUCAAAGGCAGCAAAAGACUCAUUUUCAUAGACUGUCCUGGGAAACUGGCUGAGCACAUUGAGCAUGAACAGCAGAAACUACCCGCUGCCACCUUGGCUUUAGAAGAGGACCUGAAGGUUUUCCACAACGCUCUCAAGCUAGCUCACAAAGACACCAAGGUGUCUAUUAAAGUUGGUUCUACUGCUGUUCAGGUAACCUCUGCUGAGCGAACAAAAGUCCUGGGGCAAUCAGUCUUUCUCAAUGAUAUCUAUUAUGCCUCAGAAAUUGAAGAGAUCUGCCUGGUGGACGAGAACCAGUUCACCUUAACUAUUGCAAACCAGGGCACACCGCUCACCUUCAUGCACCAGGAGUGUGAUGCCAUUGUUCAGUCUAUCAUUCACAUCCGGACACGCUGGGAGCUGUCGCAACCAGACUCCAUUCCCCAGCACACCAAGAUUCGGCCAAAAGACGUCCCUGGGACACUACUCAAUAUUGCAUUACUUAAUUUAGGCAGUUCAGACCCUAGUUUACGGUCAGCUGCCUAUAAUCUUCUGUGUGCCUUAACUUGUACCUUUAAUUUAAAAAUUGAGGGCCAGUUACUAGAGACGUCAGGUUUAUGUAUCCCAGCCAACAACACCCUCUUUAUUGUCUCUAUUAGUAAGACCCUGGCAGCCAAUGAGCCACACCUCACCUUAGAAUUUUUGGAAGAGUGUAUUUCUGGAUUUAGCAAAUCUAGCAUUGAAUUGAAACACCUUUGUUUGGAGUACAUGACUCCAUGGCUAUCAAAUCUAGUACGUUUUUGUAAGCACAACGAUGAUGCCAAGCGACAGAGAGUUACUGCAAUUCUUGAUAAGCUGAUAACAAUGACCAUAAACGAGAAACAGAUGUAUCCAUCUAUUCAAGCAAAAAUAUGGGGGAGCCUUGGGCAGAUUACAGACCUCCUUGAUGUUGUACUAGACAGUUUCAUCAAAACCAGUGCAACGGGUGGCUUGGGAUCAAUAAAGGCUGAGGUGAUGGCAGAUACCGCUGUAGCUUUGGCUUCUGGAAAUGUGAAAUUGGUUUCAAGCAAGGUUAUUGGAAGGAUGUGCAAAAUAAUUGACAAGACAUGCCUAUCUCCAACUCCUACUUUAGAACAACAUCUUAUGUGGGAUGACAUUGCCAUUCUGGCUCGCUACAUGCUAAUGCUGUCCUUCAACAAUUCCCUCGACGUGGCAGCUCAUCUCCCCUACCUCUUCCAUGUUGUUACUUUCUUAGUAGCAACAGGGCCACUCUCCUUGAGAGCUUCCACACAUGGAUUGGUCAUUAAUAUCAUUCACUCUCUGUGUACUUGUUCACAGCUUCAUUUUAGUGAAGAGACCAAGCAAGUUUUGAGACUCAGCUUGACAGAGUUCUCAUUACCGAAAUUUUACCUGCUAUUUGGCAUUAGCAAAGUCAAGUCAGCUGCUGUCAUCGCCUUCCGCUCCAGCUACCGGGACAGGUCAUUCUCUCCUGGCUCCUAUGAGAGGGAGACUUUUGCUUUGACAUCCUUGGAGACAGUCACAGAGGCUUUGUUGGAGAUCAUGGAGGCAUGUAUGAGAGAUAUUCCAACAUGCAAGUGGCUGGACCAAUGGACAGAACUAGCACAAAGAUUUGCAUUCCAGUAUAACCCAUCCCUGCAACCGAGAGCUCUUGUUGUGUUUGGCUGUAUUAGCAAACGAGUAUCUCAUGGGCAGAUAAAGCAGAUUAUCCGUAUCCUCAGCAAGGCUCUUGAGAGUUGCUUAAAAGGACCUGAUACUUACAACAGUCAAGUUCUGAUAGAAGCUACAGUAAUAGCACUAACCAAAUUACAACCACUUCUUAAUAAGGACUCCCCUCUGCACAAAGCCCUCUUUUGGGUUGCUGUAGCCGUGCUACAGCUCGAUGAGGUCAACUUGUAUUCAGCAGGCACUGCACUUCUGGAACAAAACCUGCACACCUUAGACAGUCUCCGGAUAUUCAACGACAAGAGUCCAGAGGAAGUGUUCAUGGCAAUCCGGAACCCUCUGGAAUGGCACUGCAAACAAAUGGAUCAUUUUGUUGGACUCAAUUUCAACUCUAACUUUAACUUCGCACUGGUUGGACACCUCUUAAAAGGAUACAGGCAUCCUUCACCUGCCAUUGUUGCAAGAACAGUCAGAAUUUUGCAUACACUACUAGCUCUGGUUAAUAAACACAGAAAUUGUGACAAAUUUGAGGUGAAUACACAGAGCGUGGCUUACUUGGCAGCUUUACUUACAGUGUCUGAGGAAGUUCGAAGUCGCUGUAGCCUAAAACAUAGAAAGUCUCUGCUUCUUACUGAUAUUUCAAUGGAAAAUGUUCCUAUGGAUACAUAUCCCAUUCAUCAUGGUGACCCUAGCUAUAGGACACUAAAGGAGCAUCAGCCAUGGUCAUCUCCCAAAGCUUCUGAAGGGUACCUUGCAGCCAGCUAUCCACCUGCAGGCCAGACCAGUCCCCGAGCCAGGAAAUCUAUGAGCUUGGACAUGGGGCAGCCUUCUCAGGCCAACACGAAGAAAUUGCUUGGAACAAGGAAAAGUUUUGAUCACUUGAUAUCAGACACAAAGGCUCCUAAAAGGCAAGAAAUGGAAUCAGGGAUCACAACACCCCCCAAAAUGAGGAGAGUAGCAGAAACUGAUUAUGAAAUGGAAACCCAAAGGAUUUCCUCAUCACAGCAGCACCCACAUUUACGCAAAGUUUCAGUGUCUGAAUCAAAUGUUCUUUUAGAUGAAGAAGUACUUACUGAUCCGAAGAUCCAAGCACUUCUUCUUACUGUUCUGGCUACACUAGUGAAAUACACCACAGAUGAGUUUGAUCAACGAAUUCUUUAUGAAUACUUAGCAGAAGCCAGUGUUGUUUUCCCCAAAGUUUUUCCUGUUGUGCACAAUUUGUUGGACUCUAAGAUCAACACCCUGUUGUCAUUGUGCCAAGAUCCAAAUUUGUUAAAUCCAAUCCAUGGAAUUGUGCAGAGUGUGGUGUACCAUGAAGAAUCCCCACCACAAUACCAAACAUCUUACCUGCAAAGUUUUGGUUUUAAUGGCUUAUGGAGGUUUGCAGGACCCUUUUCAAAGCAAACACAAAUCCCAGACUAUGCUGAGCUUAUUGUUAAGUUUCUUGAUGCCUUGAUUGACACGUAUUUGCCUGGAAUUGAUGAAGAAACCAGUGAGGAGUCCCUCCUGACACCCACAUCUCCUUAUCCUCCUGCAGUGCAGAGCCAGCUUAGUAUUACUGCUAACCUUAACCUUUCUAAUUCCAUGACCUCACUUGCAACUUCCCAGCAUUCCCCAGGAAUCGACAAGGAGAAUGUUGAACUCUCCCCCACCACUGGGCACUGUAACAGUGGACGAACUCGCCAUGGAUCCGCAAGCCAGGUGCAGAAGCAGAGAAGUGCUGGCAGUUUCAAACGUAAUAGCAUUAAGAAGAUCGUGUGAAGCUUUCUUUCUUUCCUUUUUCAA
Messenger RNA from Budorcas taxicolor (takin), 9060 nucleotides. It is a transcript of the gene NF1, whose product is annotated as neurofibromin 1. The transcript has 58 exons. Lineage: Eukaryota; Metazoa; Chordata; Mammalia; Artiodactyla; Bovidae. Gene Ontology annotation, biological process: regulation of GTPase activity. The coding region runs from base 1 to 9036 and encodes 3011 amino acids. The record is from RefSeq and is a predicted model, not a curated record.